Messenger RNA from Haliotis rufescens (red abalone), 782 nucleotides. RefSeq lists its product as uncharacterized. Gene Ontology annotation, molecular function: monooxygenase activity; iron ion binding; oxidoreductase activity, acting on paired donors, with incorporation or reduction of molecular oxygen. The record is from RefSeq and is a predicted model, not a curated record. The transcript has 4 exons. Bases 399 to 782 code for a protein of 127 amino acids. Lineage: Eukaryota; Metazoa; Mollusca; Gastropoda; Lepetellida; Haliotidae.
AUAAAUAUUGUUCCUACAUAAUUGAAUGCGUAUAUGGCCAUGAUAGAGUCUCAACGUUGUCAAAAAGGAGGUCACUAGUGUAAGGGUAGGUAAUUCUACCACUGACUGUUCACUCAGUGUGCGAUCCGCGGAUGCAGCUUUCCAUCUCCAAGACUAAGCCUUUAUAUAGUGACCAAAUAACAUAUGACAUUUAGGAGAUAAACGUUGAGUAUGACUAAACAGCCGCUUUGUAGCCUGAAGAAGAGCCAGCUAUAUUGACACGAGGUAUCUGCAUGAUUUGACCUGUCAAUUUCAAGAUUUCACGGAUUCAAAGCAUGCUUGUAAAAGCAAUGAGACAGUUGUGGCCCGGGAAUAGUGGUUUGUGUAUGAUUUUCUUAAUUGUGUGUGUUCUGAAAUGAAUGUCAUCAAGUUUGACAAGCUGUGACUUCAGUGAUGUCGGGAUAUUGUUUUCGUGGCCAUUCGAGGGGACGAUUCUCAAAUCCCCUCCUGCCAAAUCCUUACGGUGGUGGUUGACGCAAAUGGCAAUGGAUAUCAAACACAAAAAGGGAUCAGGGUUACUGUGUCGCUGUUUGCUCUUCAUAGAAACCCGGAUGUGUGGCGGGAACCCGAGGCGAUGUGUGGGGAAGUCCUUCGCCAUGCUGCAAGUCAAGCUCGUGAUAGCUAUGAUAUUACGUCACUUCCGGCUUAGCAUCACCCCUGGGAGACCGGCGCAGCCAGAGAGUUCGCUCAUUCUGCGCAGUAAAGAUGGCGGUCCCCCUCCCCCACCUCCCAACUCAGAGUAA